Neopsephotus bourkii (Bourke's parrot) is the source of this 2675-nucleotide messenger RNA. It is a transcript of the gene PWWP2B, whose product is annotated as PWWP domain containing 2B. The transcript is spliced from 3 exons. The coding region runs from base 36 to 1790 and encodes 584 amino acids. The record is from RefSeq and is a predicted model, not a curated record. Gene Ontology annotation, cellular component: nucleus; nucleoplasm. NCBI's taxonomy places the organism in Eukaryota, Metazoa, Chordata, Aves, Psittaciformes, Psittacidae.
CCGGCGGACCCCGCGGCGGGGGGGGCAGCGGCGGCAUGGCCGAGGUGCCGCGGGCGGGAGCGAGCGUGCCGGUGGUGGUGGAGCAGGUGGUGAACGACACCCUGGUGGUGACGCUGAGCCUCGGCGAGCGCCGCUUCACCGGCGUCCUCAUCGACUGCACCAAGAAGUCUGGCUUGUUCUGCCUCCCGUCCUCUCUCCCCAAGCCCGAGGACCCUCCUGCGGACGCCUGCUCUAACGGGGUCGCUGCUGGAGCUGCGGUGCCGGGGGUGCCGGAGCCGCUGCCCGCUGCAGAGAAGCCGCCCCCAGGAGCCGGUGAUGAGCAAGUGCCGCCGCUGCUGCCCCCGCCCAGCCUCCCCCCGUACCCCCCGUACUUCGAGGGCGCCCCGUUCCCACGGCCGCUGUGGCUGCGGCACACGUACCACCAGUGGGUCCCGCAGCCGCCGCCGCGCACCAUCAAGAGGACGAGGCGGCGGCUGUCGCGGAACAGGGACCCGGGCAGGCUCAUCAUGAGCACCAUCAGGCUGCGGCCGCGGCAGGUCCUGUGCGAGAAGUGCAAGAACACCCUGAACCCGGAGGACGCCAGUGCCAGCAGGCAGAACGUCAAAACCAGGAGGAAGCUGAGCAUCCAGGACAAGGAGCAGAAGAAGCACGGCGACGCUGACUACAUGGAGAAAAGGAACAAAAGGGAGAAGAGAGAGGAUGACAAGUUCUCUGGGGAGCUAGUGCAUCGAACGCCCGUCAUCAAAAUAUCCUACAGCACUCCACAGGGGAAGGGCGAGGUCGUCAAAAUCCCUUCCCGGGUGCACGGCUCGGUGAAACCCUUUUGUGCAGAGCUGACCGUGCAGAACGGAGGGGAGGACCAAGAGGAGACCAGGGACCCCGAACGGUGUCGAGAAACCAAAUGUUUCCUGGACAAGUCAGCAGGCAGCCAGCUUGCUUCCAUUCCAAAGCUGAAGCUCACACGGCCAGUGCAUUCCAGCGCGGAUGUCCCGCCCCCAAAGAUCCGGCUCAAGCCCCAUCGCAUCAGUGACGGUCAGAGUGUUUCAAUCUACAAGGCAGAACUGAUUGAUGAAAUCAAUGUCCUUCAGAACAGCAGGGAGUCCAACCCCGGCGCCUUCUACAAUGACGAGUCCACAGACAGAAGUUUAGCUGAGGUGUCUUCAGGGAGUUCAGGUGAAGAUGAGGACUUUAAAAGGUUUCCCCAAGGUAAAGAUGGACACGAUAACUUGGCUUUCCUUAUGAAUUAUCGUAAAAGAAAAGCAGACUCUUCUAGCUUAUCGGUGUGUAGUAACGACAGUCUGGACGAGUCCAAGUCUUCCAGUUCAGAGGUAACAUCGCCAGAGAUGUGUGACUUUCUGCCUGGGGAUGAUGCAUCCGUCUCCUCGUCUUCAAAAGAUGAGCGUAAAAUGGUGCCGCCGCUGACGGUCCGGCUGCACACCCAGAGCGUGUCCAGGUGCGUCACAGAGGACGGAAGAACUGUUUCAGUGGGGGAUAUAGUUUGGGGAAAGAUUCAUGGGUUUCCGUGGUGGCCAGCGCGUGUUCUUGACAUAAACCUCAGUCAGAAGGAGAACGGGGAGCCCUCAUGGCGAGAAGCUAAAGUGUCCUGGUUUGGGUCUCCAACGACUUCGUUCUUGUCUGUCUCCAAACUCUCUCCUUUCUCUGAGUUUUUCAAACUGAGGUUUAACCGCAAGAAGAAAGGGAUGUAUCGGAAAGCUAUCACAGAGGCUGCCAAGGCAGUGGAGCAUCUGACUCCAGAAAUCAGAGAUCUCUUAACACAGUUUGAGACAUAACUUUGCCUCCAGUAUCAGGAGAGGCAGACGUGGGAGCUGGUUCUUUGUGAGUGCCUCCACGUGUGCUGCAAGCAUGGAGGGGGCUGGGGCUCCCUCUCAUCAAACAGUCAAAACUUUGCCCAGGGUGAAAACUUGGUACCUAAACACACAGGAUGUGGUGUGAGCGGGAACAGAAGCACAUCUGGAGUUCCAGGUGGUGCUGCCUCUACUGCAGUGCUCUUGAAGUCCAUGUGGAAAAUCCAGCAGCUCGAAUGGGAUCUGGAAGCAUUCCACAACCUUCCAGCCAUCACUAUCUGGACAAGACCUCAUCUGUGAUACUGCUGAAAAAAGCGGAGGGAUUAACUCCUUUCUGAAAACCAUAAGUAAUCAUUAGGAGUCUUGUUCUCAGAGGUCUUGUUUUAUACAGGGGGUUCGUUAUGUUGUCCCCCAAAUCUUUCUGCUCCUUUUCAUGUUUGAAGGGCUGUGUGUACCCAAGCCAGCACUGCUCCUGUGUAGGCUGUUCUUUAUCUAAGCAGUGGGACUGUGAUCAUCAGUGCUCAUGUAAUCCUGGACGGAAAGAGGACUUUUUUUGUACCCUCUUUCAUGGGACUUCACCACUUGCUUGAGUGUAAUGAAGGACUUGGCUUGCUCGAGUUACUGCUCCAACUCAGCAAGUCUGGGUGUAAGUGUGGUAUAUUCAUCCUGUGUGCUCAAGGUGUCUGGAAAGCUGGACAUUCAAGCGAGUAAAAAUGUAACUGCGGCACCAGCAUUAAGCUUCAUCCUUAAUCUUGGCCCUUCGAAGGCAGCUUAACUCUGGGUAAAGACUUCAUUAUAUCAAGAGCAUUUGGAUUGCACCCAAAUUCCUACUAGCUAGAUCUGGAGUAUAAAUAAACCUGAUGCCCAGAA